AUGUUCAACUUGAUGAAGAAGGACAAAGAGAAGGAUGGGGCCCGAAAGGAGAAGAAAGAAAAGAAGGAGAAGAAGGAGCGGAUGUCAGCAGCUGAGCUCAAGAGCCUGGAGGAGAUGAGCAUGCGCCGGGGCUUCUUCAACCUCAACCGUGCCUCCAAGCGGGACUCUAAGACCCGUCUGGAGAUCUCCAACCCCAUCCCCAUCAAGGUGGCCAGUGGCUCUGAUCUGCAUCUCACGGACAUUGACUCCGACAGCAACCGGGGCAGCGUCAUCUUGGACUCGGGCCACCUGAGCACGGCCAGCUCCAGUGAUGAUCUCAAGGUGGACGAUGCCAACUUCAAAGGCUCGGUGCUGCAGCGGGCGGCCAAGUUUGGCUCGUUGGCCAAGCAGAACUCCCAGAUGAUCGUCAAACGCUUCUCCUUCUCCCAGAAGAGCCGGGAUGAGAGCACCUCAGAGACAUCCACCCCAUCUGAGCACUCAGCAGCCCCCUCCCCACAGGUGGAGGUGCGCAUGCUGGAGACCCAGCUCACCAAGCAAGGCAUCCCCACGGGACACCCCUGCACCCCUCCCACCACCUCCCUGCAUGCCAGGGUGCCGGAGCUCGUCAGCAAGAGGUUCCCCGCUGAGCUGCGGCUGCCCGCCUUGGUGCCCCCACAGCCCCCCACCCCACGGCAGCUGGAGCUGCAGAGGCGCAACACCGGCGAUUUUGGCUUCUCCUUACGCCGCACCACCAUGCUGGACCGGGCGCCCGACGGGCAGGUGUACCGGCGCGUCGUGCACUUUGCAGAACCUGGAGCUGGCACUAAAGACUUGGCAUUGGGGUUGGUACCGGGUGACCGGCUGGUGGAGAUCAAUGGACGAAACGUGGAGAACAAAUCUCGGGAUGAGAUUGUGGAGAUGAUCCGGCAGUCCGGGGAGACGGUGCAGCUGAAGGUGCAGCCCAUCCUGGAGCUC
Messenger RNA from Antrostomus carolinensis (chuck-will's-widow), 954 nucleotides. Its product is annotated as unconventional myosin-XVIIIa-like. The record is from RefSeq and is a predicted model, not a curated record. The transcript has a single exon. Gene Ontology annotation, molecular function: protein-membrane adaptor activity; signaling receptor binding. Lineage: Eukaryota; Metazoa; Chordata; Aves; Caprimulgiformes; Caprimulgidae. Gene Ontology annotation, biological process: protein localization to plasma membrane. The annotation marks the transcript as partial. Gene Ontology annotation, cellular component: apical plasma membrane.